AUGGAACUGCAGCGCGCUGCCUCCGUGCUCGCCACCGCGCUGGUGCUUACAUCCAUACUUGCUGGCCGGGUGCAGUCCGUGGGCGUGUGCUACGGUGUGCACGGCGACCGCCUGCCGAAGCCGGCCGAGGUCGUGCAGCUCUACAAGUCCAACGGCAUCACCGCCAUCGGCCUCUACGAGCCGGACGUCCAGACGCUCCUGGCCCUCAACGGGAGCAACAUCGGCGUCCUCAUCGACAUGGCCGACGCGAACGUGCCCCGCCUCGCCUCCGGCGCCGCCCAGGCGGACCUCUGGGUCCAGCUCAACAUCAAGCGCUACUACCCGGGCGUCUCCUUCCGGUACAUCGCCGUCGGCAACGAGCUCGCCGGCGCCGCCACGCAGAGCAUCCUCCCGGCCAUCAAGAACCUCAACGCCGCGCUCGCCAAGGCCGGCAUCAAGGUGUCAACGGCCGUCAAGAUGGACGUGCUCGCCACCUCUUCGCCGCCCUCCUCCGCCGUCUUCAAGGACGACUACAUGAAGCAGAUCGUGGCGCUCCUCGGCGCCACCGGCGCGCCGCUGCUGGUCAACGUCGCUGAAAUUUGA
Triticum turgidum subsp. durum (durum wheat) is the source of this 582-nucleotide messenger RNA. The record is from the annotation of a GenBank genome assembly. NCBI's taxonomy places the organism in Eukaryota, Viridiplantae, Streptophyta, Magnoliopsida, Poales, Poaceae.